AGAAGCUUGUUUGUAAAAUGGCUUCCUGUUGCAAAUCGUGAAGUAAACUUCUGUUCUUAUUUCCGCUUAUUCCUAUACACUGUUAUUAAGUGCUUUCGGAAGCCACUUAUCAGUCUGACCUAAAUUGUGGUUUAUUCCUGCUCAUGUUCGUACGCGAAUGAAAAUACAUGCGACGGGAGUGUGUUCGCUAAUGAGAAGUUGAUGCAAAACGAGGCAGAGAAGGACGAAGAAAUCGUCAACGACGUUGAGUCUCUGCAAAAGGUUGACGACGAAAGUCAGAAACAUUUACCUUCAGAGAUACCCGUUGAAGUUGAAACAGAUUAUACCAGAAGAGUAAUGGAGGAUCUAGAUGCCCUACUAGCAAACCUACAGAGUACGACUGCCAGCAUCUCCUCGUACCAGCUCAACCAGCCCCCACAGCAGCAGUAUUACCCUGGGCCGUCCAGUACCAACUACGUCCAGCAGUAUGACCAGUAUGAUGACCAAGGGUACCCACCCCCAGCCAGUAUAAACCCCCAGCAGAGAACCCGGCAGCAACAGGUGGACUAUAAUUUCUCUAGUGGACAUUCCAGUUACGACAGGGACCAGGGCUUAAGGCAGGGAUCACAACAGUAUCAGGGGACACCGCAAUACCCAGGGGCACAACAGUUUCAGGGGACACCACAAUACCCAGGGGCUCAGCAGUACCAGGGACCACAGUACCAGGACAAUCGGUUUCAAGCCCCCCAGGGUAAUGGUGUUGUGACUGUGAGGAGACGGAGCUACAAUUCUAGUGACGAACACUCGGGAGGGUCCACGCCCCCUCCUCUCCCACCACCUCCUCCCUCAGAGUUACUCGACAGUUUAGCCUACCCAAGAGAAGAGCAUCCAAUCUACGAGCAGCAAACCUUUGUUGUAAGGGAAGCAACUCCUUCCUCUGUAAGGGAAACAACACCUUCCUCUGUCUCAGACAGCAGUGACCAAAUCAUCCAACAGAGGGCCCAGGUGAAGGGGAGAGGGGAGAGAAUGUCCGCCCUGAGCAACAACCUGUCCGAGCUGGACCAGCUCCUGCAGGACCUCAACUCUGCCCAGUUCAUGGCCGAGGUUGACCGCAAGAGCAGCAACAUCAUUACCUUCCUAAAUUACUUGGAAGACCAGAGCGAAGGAAAGCCUAAAGUGAAGGAAGUCAGUAUUGUCAAUGGUGGGUAUGAGAAGCAAGCCCCACAAGUUGCCCCCAAGCCCUCUGGCAAGCCUGUCCAGCGAACAUCUGUGGACAACUUGUUGGACCAGCUUGAAGGUGUUGGACCAGCACCUGGCAGGUUCCCAGUAGACCCACAUUACCAGGAACUAAGUUCAGUCACCACCAACCAUUCCCACUAUCUUCAUGGUCCCACUGCUGUCUCGUAUCCAGCUUCUUCAUCCACCUCAUCCACUUCAUCAUACCAGCAUCCACAGACUGCGUCCACAGCCACAAAGGAACUGGAUGAGCUGAUGAUGUCACUGUCAGAAUUCAAGCUCCAAAACAAAACUGAGGUAGAGGAACCAGCCUAUGCCAAGCCACUAAAGAGCAGAUCCUUGUCCAGCAACAGUCCCACCAGCCCCGCGGCACCUCUGCAGCUUAUCCCACAGGAGCGUCAACAGUACCAUCAGCAGCAGCAGCAAAAUAUCCAACGAGAGAACGGUCAGCGAGAGAACGGUCAGCUAGAGAGCAUGCUGGGAGAUUUACAGUCAGACAUGAACAGGCAGGGUGUGAACAUCAAACAGAAGGGGGUGUGUGCUGCCUGCCAGAAGUCCAUUGUAGGACAGGUUAUUGCAGCCCUGGGUCGGACUUGGCAUGUAGAACAUUUUGUUUGUGCCCACUGUGAAGAGCCCUUAGGUACACGUAACUUCUAUGAGAGAGAUGGUAUGGCUUACUGUGAGAGGGACUACCACCAGCUGUUUGCACCUAGGUGUGCUUAUUGUAAUGGACCCAUUGUUGAUAAAUGUAUCACUGCCCUAGAGAAGAUGUGGCACCCGGAACAUUUCUUCUGUGCCCAGUGUGGGCGACCAUUUGGUGAGGAAGAUUUUCAUGAGAAGAAUGGGAAGGCCUACUGCAGAGAGGACUACUUCCAAAUGUUUGCACCAAAGUGUGGAGGCUGUGCUCAGCCUAUCAUGGAGAACUACAUAUCAGCCCUCAACAGACAGUGGCACCCAGAGUGUUUUGUGUGUUGGGAAUGUCGCAGCACCUUUGGAGUGGGUAGUUUCUUCGACUAUGAAGGCCUGCCGUACUGCGAGAUGCACUACCACGCCAAGAAAGGCUCCCUGUGUGCGAGCUGUGAGAAGCCCAUCACCGGGCGUUGCAUCACCGCCAUGUUCAAGAAGUUUCACCCCGAGCAUUUUGUCUGUGCCUUCUGCUUGAAACAGCUGAACAAGGGAACGUUCAAAGAACAGAAUGACAAGCCGUAUUGCCAUCCUUGCUUUGUCAAGUUGUUUGGUUAGCGCCGCCAUACACAACUUUCAUAUUUUUUACUGGUGAAGAAAUACGGCUAAUUAGCCUAAUAGGUAAAUGCUUUUUACAAUUGAAAAUUAACUGCAUUAUUCUGCUUCUUAAGAUACUUUAUAUAAUUUUUUAUGAUUGUUUUUUUUUAAUAUAACUAACUUUAACACACAAAAAUUCAUCAGAUGUUGAAAGAGCUGUUUUAUUGGCUAGUGUUUGUUUUCUUCAAAAUAAGACAAAUAUUAUGUAUAGAAUUUUACAUUUUCAUGUAUGAAAGUAACUGUUAAGUUAAAAAUUGUUUUUUGGGUUUUAAGUUCUAACAAGAUGUGAAGAAAAAGAAAAUAUUUCUUUAAGAACGCACUUGUAACUUGGUACAAGUUGAAGCAGUAAAAACAUGUAGCUGCUUAUGUGUAAAGUAUUAUCAAUUUUCUAGUUCAUGUUUUUGUAGACCUACUGUGAUUUCUAAUUUUAAGACCAGACAAAUGAGCUUCAACUAUUUAUUGAGUGAGUACUGGACCACAGUGGAUGGUGUGUUGAGUUGUGCAUGUUGGUUUCAUCAUAUUUACAGGUGUGCAUAGAACUGUUUACUAUUUGUGUUUCUUAGUGCUGAACAUGCCAUCUUGAGGCUAGUCCACCACCUAAUCUGCUCAAUCUCUCUGCUCCUUUCUCUCUUGCUACAUUAAACACAAGGGCAGUUAUUUUAGGAUAUCACACCAGAAGCUAAUGAUUAGAUUUUGUAAAUUUAAACUUAUAAACGAUGACUUUAUCUGAGUAUAAUAAAAUGUUUCAUAUGAAUGCUUAACAACAACCAUGAUAUUAAUAUAUGUGACUGGAUUCUGAUUUAUGUUGUCACCUUAUAAAUUAUGAUAUUGCUGCUUUAAAUGAAGACCAAUUUUUAUAGGAAAUUUUUAUCAUUCAAAUAUUCUUUAUUAAAUAAAUUAAUACAUGUGCUUCUAUUAUACAUUGACGAUUGUCAAUGAAAUCUGAUAUUCUUGUUAGAUUUAUAAGUUAAGAAUACAUAUUUUGUCUUGUCUUGUUCCUAUUAAGGAAACAUAAUACGAAUUUGUCACUGUAAUUCUGUUGACGACAUGUAUUUUGAUGAUGUGAGCGCAGACUAGCAUUUGGUAGCUUACUCUCUCAGUCAAAUAAUGGGGAAUAUAGUUUCAUUUGACAUCCUACCUUGCCAUGUGUACAUAUUGCUUUGUGUUAAAUAAAGAAAUAAUCUCCAUUACUUUUAUGUACACGUCAAACAGUUUUAAGCUCAGAGGUGUAAGAAUAUUUGACAAGAGGUGUAAGAAUAUUUGAAGGACUAUUACUUUUUUUACCAUUGGAAGUUUAGAGGUGGGAGUUAUUUGCUUUAGUUUAUUGCUUCUGUGAUAGUGGUUUCAUAUGCCAGAUACAUUUUUAUAUUAACUAACCAAAUACAAGAUUAUAAAUGCUUAAAUUGGAUAGAUAUGUUUUUAUAAUACAGAACCAAAAAGAAAAGAAAUUUAAUAAUUUCAAAUGGGGCAAAAAAAAGAAUUUCUUUUGUUUUGUAUCUUUGUUGGUAUGCAGCUGGUGAAAGUGUGCUUUUUAAAGACACUUCUUUUGGAAACUGUGUACUUCUGGAGUGUACAGCCCUGUUUUAAGUAACUAUUAUGUUAGUUUUUGCAGUUGUUUUGUAUAUAAAGGGUACAUCUACUUAAAGUACUUUGGUUUGAUUAGCACCUGUAGAUAAUUAAUGUGCCUUGCAUUGUCUGGGUCUUAAUUUCAUUCAUCAGGAAAUGUCCUGGAUAACAUGUUGAUGUUCUAACAUUUGGUGUCAGUCUGUUAAUAUUGAGCAGAUCAUAGAGAUAUUUUUACUUUACUUAAAACUUGUUAAUGAAUAGGAAAAACAGACCCAUUGUGCAUCAGAUUUGGCCAUUGUAGAAAAUGUUAGAUUCAAGCGAACCCUCCAAGACUCAGCCACUGUUGUCUGCAGCAUGUUAAUAUCUAACCGUUGAUAUCUUAUACCAUGUAUGCCCAUGUAACGCCUGUCUGUACAUAUUCAAUAGAACAUAUUGCACUUUAUAUCCA
Messenger RNA from Physella acuta, 4510 nucleotides. Its product is annotated as leupaxin. The record is from RefSeq and is a predicted model, not a curated record. NCBI's taxonomy places the organism in Eukaryota, Metazoa, Mollusca, Gastropoda, Physidae.